Messenger RNA from Linum tenue, 1542 nucleotides. NCBI's taxonomy places the organism in Eukaryota, Viridiplantae, Streptophyta, Magnoliopsida, Malpighiales, Linaceae. The record is from the annotation of a GenBank genome assembly.
AUGGCGGAUGUGGUGGGUGGGUGACUUUCCAGUUUCCACACACCAUUAUUAUCUCUUCCUGCUCUUUUAUCAGCCACAUGCUCUCACUACAAAUCAAAAGAUAAAAGCUUUGACCAAUUCCCCUGCAGUUAAAGUUACUGAACCCUUUUCCCCCAUUUGGGCAAUUUGGUUUGUCUCUGUUCGGAAAGCACAGAGCCGAUCGUUCCAUUGACAUCCUGAUAAAAAAAAAAAAAAAAAAUUUGAUGUCGUUGACACAUUUCUAGGUUUUGGGUUGGUUUUCUUGACGACGAUGUUCAGUUCUUAAAAGGGGAAUUUGCCAAAUUCCUUUUGCCACAAAUUAGAAGAUGGAUCCGAAUCCGGCGACCAGCGUACCGGAGGUGAUACUGAGCUCCAGCGGCCGGAGGAUGCCGUUGCUCGGAAUGGGUACAGCGACUUCUCCUCUGGUCGGGUCCGGCGCCACCAAGUCCGCCGUCGUCCAAGCCAUCGAGUUGGGUUACCGCCAUUUCGACACAGCUACUCUGUACCAGACGGAGGAGUCUCUCGGGGAAGCCAUCGCCGAAGCUCUGUCUCGUGGGUUAAUCGAAUCCCGCGACGAGCUCUUCGUUACAUCCAAGCUUUGGUGCAGCGACGCCCAUCCCGAUCUCGUUCUCCCCGCCCUCCAAAAAAGCCUCCACCAUCUUCAACUGGAGUAUCUGGAUCUGUAUCUGAUUCACUGGCCGGUGAGCUCGCGCCCGGGAACGUACGAGUUCCCAAUCUUGAAGGAAGAUUUCAUGGCGAUGGAUUACGCAGGUGUGUGGGGUGCAAUGGAGGAGUGUCAAAAGAUGGGUCUGACCAAGAACAUUGGAGUCAGCAAUUUCACCUGUAAAAAGCUCACGGAUCUGCUUGCCCUUGCCAACAUUCCACCCGCUGUGAAUCAAGUAGAGAUAAACCCACUAUGGCAACAGAAGAAGCUGAGGGAUUUCUGCAAGUCGAAUGGGAUCAUCCUGAGCGCGUAUGCUCCAUUGGGAGCCAAAGGAACCGUUUGGGGGAGCAACAGGGUCCUCGAAAAUGAAGUCCUAGGAGAAAUUGCCCGUGCCAAAGGGAAAACUGUUGCUCAGGUUUGCUUGAGAUGGGCAUACGAGCAGGAGGUUUGCGUUGUGGUGAAGAGCUUCAACCAGGAGAGGAUGAAGGAGAAUCUCGACAUCUUCAGUUGGGCGUUUAGUGAAGAAGAGAACAAGAAGCUGAGUGAGAUCCCCCAAAGCAGAGGAUGCCAGGGACAGGAUUACAUCUCAGACCAAGGCCCUUUCAAGACUAUUGAGGAGCUUUGGGAUGGAGAAAUCUGAAUCUGGAGUUGAAUUAGUAGUAACAUUAUAUAUGUAAUGUAGCCUCUUUUGAUGUAAGAUACUUCCCAAUAGUUCCAUUCAUGGAACUCUGCUCCAGUUGUAACAGGAAAAGUAGCAUGGAAGGAAACUAAACCUGGCUUUUGUCUUUAAAUGGAAAAGAAUUUGUCUUUUUCUUUUUUACAAAGGUAAAUCUUGUAUUGCACUAGAUCGGUUACAAAGA